Messenger RNA from Teleopsis dalmanni, 912 nucleotides. RefSeq names its product 39S ribosomal protein L9, mitochondrial-like. The coding region runs from base 105 to 869 and encodes 254 amino acids. The transcript has 3 exons. Gene Ontology annotation, molecular function: structural constituent of ribosome. Gene Ontology annotation, biological process: translation. Gene Ontology annotation, cellular component: ribosome; mitochondrion. Lineage: Eukaryota; Metazoa; Arthropoda; Insecta; Diptera; Diopsidae. The record is from RefSeq and is a predicted model, not a curated record.
UUUUAAAUUGUAGAAUAAACGUCAAACACAGCUGUGGGGAACAUAUGCCGCAGAUGUUAUGAGAUUUCCUAUUUAAUCAUAAAAAAUACAUUUCAUAAAUUAAAAUGCUUAAAAACUUUUGUAGUUCACAAAUAAAAUUGCUAAAAACUUCAAUAGCCUGGGAACAACAAGUGCGGACCACGUUUAUAUUAAAACGUCGAUAUGAGCCUCCGCUAGCAAAGAAAAAUGGCCCACCUAGGAGGUUACGUGCAAAACACUUCUUAUAUGACUUGGUGGAAGACACUGGUAUAAAAAAGCGUCCAGAUUUAGAGGUGGUUCUCAAAACAUACGUUGAGGGUGUUGGCGAUAAAGGUGAUGUUGUAGCGGCCAGGCCAACAUUUGCCUACAAUAAAUUGCUAUUGCCUGGUCUUGCUGUGUAUAAGACAGAAGAAAGUGUCAAACAAUAUGCAAAAACAGAAAUGGAAAAAGAUAAAUCAACCCAUAGUUCACCGUAUGCGCAAAGAACUGUAAACAUGUUAAAUGGUUUGUUGUUAGGUGUUGUCAUGAAUAAGGAUCAACCAUGGGUUAUAGAAAAAUGGCAUAUAAAAGCUUCUUUAAGGAAAGCUGGCUUUGUAUGUCCUGAGGACUGUAUUACACUGCCAAAGGAACGUAUCGAAGGUCCUGAUAUGAACAAGGAAGGUAAAAUUUUUUUCUGUACUGUGGUGAUAAAUAAUUUAGAAAAGGCAACAGUAAAAUGCCGCAUACACCAUUGGAGUACUGAUCCAAGUGAACGUUUGCCAUAUGUACCUGAGUUUUGGAAAUUACCGUCAGAACCAUUAUUUGGUUCUGAGCAAGAAGCAGCUAGUAACAAUGCAGAAAAAAAGGAAUAAUUAAUUUGUUAAUAUAAUAUUUAUAUAAUUUCCUAUUUUAAUA